Molecule: messenger RNA, 1128 nt
Organism: Dacryopinax primogenitus
Lineage: Eukaryota; Fungi; Basidiomycota; Dacrymycetes; Dacrymycetales; Dacrymycetaceae
Product: Clavaminate synthase-like protein
Exons: 5
Coding region: 1-1128 (375 amino acids)
Source: RefSeq, a predicted model, not a curated record
AUGCCAGUCGCCGUAGAACAGCCUUUCAGCGAGAUCCCGACUCUCGACUGGUCCCUCAUCAGCUCCCAAAGCCCGGCUGACCUCGAACGAUUCCUAGCCGACCUCCGGCACGCCCUCGUGAACGUGGGAUUCAUGUACCUCUCUCAUUCGCCUGUCCCCCAGCCCUUGGUGGACGAGCUCAUAGACUAUAUCCCCCAGCUGUUCGCCCUCCCACUAGAAGAGAAGAAAAAGAUAAGCAUGCUCAACUCGCCGCAUUUCCUCGGAUACAGCGUGCAGGGCGCAGAGUUCACCAAAGGGGCGAGGGAUAAUCGCGAGCAGUUCGAUUUCGCUACGGCGUACGUCUGCCCGUGGAAGGAGGGCGACCCGGACUGGCAGAGACUGUGGGGUGCGCCUCAAUACCCGCCCGACUCGGUCCUCCCAGGAUUUCGCAAGACAGUGCUGUCCUACCUCUCGCACCUGCAGAAACUCAGCAUGGACUUCAUCCGCCUUAUGGAACUUGCGCUGCUUAUCCCUCCCGGCCAGCUUACCCAGUUUUACGACACAGACGAGCACAUGCAGCAUCGAUCCAAAGUCGUCAAGUACCCUUCGGCGGAGUUCUUGAGGUCUGAGGAUGGGGAUCAGGGCGUGGGGCCGCACUAUGAUGCUGGGUUUUUUACUUUUGUGCGUUUACUGCAAGCCUCUCCUCAGCCCGGGUUGCAAGUCCAGAAUCGCGCUGGGCAGUGGAUCCCCGCUCCGCCCGUGCCAGGGACGUUCGUGGUCAAUAUUGGCAAAGCGCUCGAGACUGUCACGCAGAAAGUGGCGAUCGCGACCACGCACAGGGUUGUGAGUCCGGCCAAGGGGGAGGGGGCGAGAUAUAGCGUGCCGUUCUUUCAGAGUAUCGCGCUAAGCGCUCGGGUCGGAGGGGCGAAGAUACAAAUACCAAAGGAGAUAUUGGACCUCAAGAGAGCAAGAGGAGAUGAGGUCGUUACAGACUCUGUGAACUUCUCGGAGUACGAACGGGAGGUGUCGGGUCAUGUCCAGCUCAUCGGGCGUAUAAAGAGCCAUCCAGAUGUCGGCCAGAAGUGGUACCCGCACAUGUACGCGGAGAUCUUCCCACACGGGGCGCCGGCUUUCGGGAGUGUGUACUGA